CGCCUUCACGCAGGGGGACUCGCUCGAAACUCGCUGAACUUCAGGGACAGUCCUUGAAGCGUCGAAACUGUGAGGGUUGGCAGCCCUGCCCAAGGGCCCCCAUUCCAGGCAGCGCUCCUGGACGCCCCUCUCCUCACCGAGUACCCUGAGGACACGUGUCUGGACUCCGAGGGCCUCUGGGGACCCGGACAGAGCUGACGGUCCCUAGCCCUUUGCCAGGCCACCAUGCUCAUGAGGAAAGCGCCCAGCUUCGUCCCGGCCUCCCCGUGGGGGCUACGGCUGCCACAGAAGUUCCUUUUCCUUCUCUUCCUCUCGGGCCUCGUCACCCUGUGCUUCGGGGCCCUCUUCCUGCUGCCCCACUCCUUUCGCCUCAAGCGCCUCUUCCUGGCCCCCCGGACCCAACAGCCUGGCCUGGAGAUGGUGUCAGAAAUCGCCGGCCAUCCCCCAGUCCGCGAGCAGGAGCCUCCCCCCAACCCUGCUCCCGCAGCUCCGGCCCCGGGUAAGGUUGACCACAACAGCCAGGUCAAACCCCACCGAAGGAAAGGGUGGCUGCGGCACACCCGCCCCACCGGGUCCCGGGAGGAGGCCACGGCGGCCCUCAGGCCGGGGGACGACAACGUCCUGUUCAGUUUUGACUUUAACGCGUUCCGGAGCCGCCUCCGUCAUCCGGUCCUGGGGACAAGGGCCAAUGACAGUGAGGAGCCCCAGGGUCGCGUGCGAGCCCAGAGGGAGAAAAUCAAGGAGAUGAUGCAGUUUGCCUGGCAGAGCUAUAAGCGUUAUGCGAUGGGGGAAAACGAGCUCCGUCCACUAACGAGGGAUGGCUACGAGGGUAACAUGUUUGGAGGCCUCAGUGGGGCGACGGUCAUUGAUUCCCUCGACACCCUCUACCUCAUGGAGCUGAAGGAGGAGUUCCAAGAGGCCAAGGCCUGGGUUGAAAAGAGCUUCCACCUGAAUGUGAGUGGCGAAGCAUCCUUGUUUGAGGUGAACAUCCGCUACAUUGGAGGACUCCUCUCGGCCUUCUAUCUGACUGGAGAAGAGGUGUUCCGCAUAAAAGCCAUCAAGCUUGGAGAGAAACUCCUGCCAGCCUUCAAAACCCCCACAGGAAUCCCAAAGGGUGUUGUGAGCUUCAAAAGUGGGAGAUGGGGCUGGGCCACAGCAGGCAGCAGCAGCAUCCUGGCAGAGUUUGGAUCCCUGCACUUGGAAUUCUUACACCUCACCGAGCUCUCUGGCAACCCAGUCUUCGCUGAAAAGGUUAGGAACAUCCGCAAGGUCCUCAGGAAGAUUGAUAAGCCCUUCGGCCUCUACCCCAACUUCCUCAGCCCAGUGAGCGGGAACUGGGUGCAACACCACGUCUCAGUUGGAGGACUCGGGGAUAGUUUUUAUGAAUAUUUGAUCAAAUCCUGGUUGAUGUCGGCCAAGACAGAUAUGGAGGCUAAAAAUAUGUACUACGAAGCCUUGGAGGCAAUAGAGACCUACUUGCUGAAUGUCUCUCCCGGGGGGCUGACCUACAUUGCUGAGUGGCGAGGGGGGAUUCUGGACCACAAGAUGGGGCACCUGGCCUGUUUCUCCGGGGGCAUGAUCGCCCUUGGCGCUGAUGAUGCCAAGGAAGAAAAGAGGGCCCACUACCGCGAGCUCGCAGCCCAGAUCACCAAGACGUGCCACGAGUCAUACGCCCGCUCAGAUACGAAACUGGGUCCCGAGGCCUUCUGGUUUAACUCCGGCAGAGAGGCGGUGGCCACUCAACUGAGCGAGAGUUACUACAUUCUCCGGCCUGAGGUGGUAGAGAGCUACAUGUACCUGUGGCGGCAGACCCAUGACCCCAUCUACAGGAAGUGGGGCUGGGAAGUAGUGAUGGCCUUGGAGAAAUACUGUCGAACAGAAGCCGGCUUCUCUGGGAUCCAAGAUGUGUACAGUAGCUCCCCCAACCACGACAACAAGCAGCAGAGCUUCUUUCUAGCGGAGACGCUAAAGUAUCUCUAUCUUCUGUUCUCUGAAGAUGACGUGCUCUCCCUGGAAGACUGGGUGUUCAACACUGAGGCCCACCCACUCCCCGUGAACCACUCAGACAGCUCUGGCAGGACACAGGGCAGGCAGUGACCCCACCUCCCUGCCGCCACAGGGAUGCCUUGUCUUUUGGGGAUUUGGGACUAUCACACAGUUCAAAGGGAUUGGGAACAUAGGUCCCAUCUCGGGUAGACCCCGAGCGGAUGUGUCAGACAAGCAACUUUUCCUCUGUGAGGAGUCCAGACUUGGAGAUGCAGCGGUGUCAGAUAAGGGCCAUGGUCACAACAGGCCUAGACAUUCCUUCUACAGAGAAUUUUAUGAAGCCCACUCAACUUGCCAUUCUAGGGCCAAGGACCGGAGGUUUGCAUAUCUACCCACAUAUUUGAUUUGCUUCCUUUCAUUUGGGGGUUUUUGUUUGUGCUUGAUUUUGCCUUUUCUCUACAACUGAGUUUUGUCAUAAUUAUUUAGUUUUCAAAAUCAUGUGCUUUCUAAAACAGUGUUAUCCUGAUAAAUACCCACACCAAAUCUUGACCCCAUUAUCUAUAUUUUAAAUGCCUUUUGCCCCACAUUUACUCCAUGUCCAGCUAUGUGUCAUUUAUCUUUUAAUUGGAGGAGGGGGUCCCUUUUGAUUUGGGCCUAAGUGUUACAAAUCACUAGUGCUAUUUUCAUUAUUGUAAUGGAGAAAUCUGUGAACUAGAAUAAAAGAGUUUAUUGAAUAAGAAA
This is a messenger RNA of Nycticebus coucang (slow loris), 2727 nucleotides long. It is a transcript of the gene MAN1C1, whose product is annotated as mannosidase alpha class 1C member 1. Gene Ontology annotation, biological process: N-glycan processing; carbohydrate metabolic process. Gene Ontology annotation, cellular component: Golgi membrane; extracellular exosome; endoplasmic reticulum. Lineage: Eukaryota; Metazoa; Chordata; Mammalia; Primates; Lorisidae. Gene Ontology annotation, molecular function: calcium ion binding; mannosyl-oligosaccharide 1,2-alpha-mannosidase activity. The transcript has 12 exons. The record is from RefSeq and is a predicted model, not a curated record. The coding region runs from base 226 to 2097 and encodes 623 amino acids.